AUGCAAAGGCACAGUUCGCACCUGCUUUUGCUCCUAGUUGCAGUUGUCAUCCCCGUUUGUUCCGAGGAUAAACUGGACUUUACUAAGUUGCGUGACCCGUUUGACAUGGAUGAAAUAAACAGGAAGCUUCAGGAAAAAGUUGCCGACGAUGAUCCGGUCCAGAAGGCGAUGCCAGAUCCAAUGGAUCCAAAGUUUCGCGCACCCCUCCGGUGCUCCGCAUGUGGAGCCGUUAUUGAGCACGCUGUCCGACUUCUAAGGCCCAUCAUUGAACGACAGUCAGAGCGAGCAGCUCGCAGCGGCGGUGUUUUGCCGGCUGACGCACUGCCAAAAGAGUACGAAAUGGUUGACAUUUUUGAGAAUUUGUGCGGUGAGGUGGGGCGCCUGUACGGACUGGAGGUUGAGAAAGACAAGAAGAGGCCCACGUUGCGCUUUUCCAAAUCAUUUGGUGUAAGCCGCCUGCAGGGCGCAUGGAUGCCAUCUUUUCUUACCUCUACAUGUGAGGGUGUACUUGAUGUGGAGGGGGAAGAGAAACUUGCCGCCAUGAUCCUUGGGGUUGCGAGGUCUGAGGCUGAGGCAGGGAGGGGAAAAGUAAUAUCAAUGAAUCCAGAUCAAGGGAUCGUAGACAAGGUACGCGAGAUGGUCUGCACAAAAUGGGAAGAGUCUGCGAAGGGAUGUGACGCAUAUGGUGUGGCAAUCGAUCCGAGGGAGACUGACAACGAUGAUGGUGCUGAAGAAGCUGCUAGUGAUCUAUAG
This is a messenger RNA of Trypanosoma brucei brucei TREU927, 753 nucleotides long. RefSeq lists its product as hypothetical. The coding region runs from base 1 to 753 and encodes 250 amino acids. The record is from RefSeq and is a predicted model, not a curated record. The transcript has a single exon. Lineage: Eukaryota; Euglenozoa; Kinetoplastea; Trypanosomatida; Trypanosomatidae.